CAAUAUUCUCAUUAAUCAAUACGAAGCUACAUACUGGUACAUACGAGACGAUAAUUUGACGCUAGCUGCAUAUGUUGUGCAUGCCUGUCGUAAAUAGUUUCGAUCCAUAGUGGCAAACAUAUCCGAAAUAAGCUUUAAUAAGUGAACUAUUUUUAUCAGCGUCACAUGGUACUGUGGGUAGUUGUUUGGUCAAAACGUGCGGAGGAGGAAAUGUCAAAAUGAAGUGGUGUCGGUGUAUUCGGUGAUCGGGGAAAGGAGUGUUUUAUUUGUUUAUUCGGGGUUAUCAUUUGAUCAUUUCACACAACUUUGUCCUGACAGUCACAAUGUCGACCCCGGAUCCCGAGACAAGACAAAGUCUGCUUCGUGCAGUCAAAAAGGAGGUGAAGCAGAUCAUGGAAGAGGCAGUCACACGGAAGUUUGUGCAUGAAGAGAGCAGCAGCAUUACCUCCCUUUGUGGUGCUGUGGAGGCCUGUUUGUUGCAUGGCCUCAAGAAGCGGGCCCUUGGGCUGUUCAAGCACAGCACCACCACAGCACUCCUGCAGAAGAUCGCCAAAAACUGUGAUUCAGCCUCCACCGUCACAAAACAGCUGGCUGAAAUCGAGACUCAAAAUGACUCCUCAUCCAAGAAAUCCCUUGACAAUAACAAGAAUCAGACGAGACGGACACUCCAGUCCUUCAACCCUAAGUAUCUGUGGCUGAGAAUUGCUAUCUUUGAGAAACAGCUGGCCAAGAUUCUUGACUACCUGGUACAAAAUCACAGUCGCUACUAUGAAGGGGACGCUCUCAUUGCCGACCCUGUCGACGGACCAAUCUUUGCAUCGUUACUUGUUGGUCCGUGUGCCCUUGACUACACCAAGAUGAAGACGUCCGACCACUUCUGGACGGACCCCCCGGCAGAUGAGCUGGUUCAGCGUCACCGCAUCCACUCCAGCGGCAACCAUGCAUUCACCUCGCCCGGGUCUCCAAAACGACCAGGACUGCAGUGUCUGUCUGUGUGUCCCCAGCUGCGGCGGAACCCCAGCUCCAGCAGUGAGGACAGCCCGAAGGCGUUCCACAUGUCGGCCAGGGAAUACGUGGAGUCACUGCACCAGAACUCCAAGACCACACUGCUGUAUGGCAAGAACAACGUGCAGGUGCAGCCGAAGGAGGACAUUGGUCACCUUGCCGGGUACCUGUCUCUUCACCAGAGUGGGGAGGGCCUCAUGAUCAUGUGGACACCUAACCAGCUCAUGAACGGAUGCUGUGAUGAAGUUGGGGAGGAAACAGACCGCAGCAUGUACUGGGAGUUCGCCAUGACGAUCUACGUUGAUGAGAUUGUCUACAUCCACUGCCACCAACAACCCGACUGUGGGGGUACGAUUGUCCUGGUGGGCCAAGACGGAGUGCAGCGGCCUCCCAUCCACUUCCCCAAGGGGGGGCACCUGCUGGCCUUCCUAUCCUGCCUAGAGACUGGGCUCCUCCCCCAUGGGCAGCUGGACCCCCCUCUCUGGUCUCAGAGGGGGAAAGUUUCUUUCCCUACAGGCAAAGUGUUCCCCAAGUUGAAGCGUAAGGGCAGUCGUCUGUCGAGCGGCAGCAGCCACGGCAGCCAAGGCAGCACCAGCAGCUCGAGUGCUGACGAGGACGAGGCCACUGACUAUGUCUUCAGAAUCAUCGCUUCCUUCAAGCCUGACCUCAUCACUGCUGAAAUGAUGGACCCGAAAGCCAAACCUACAGGAGAACGCUCCCCUUGGCCCGUGCGUCGCCACCUUCCCCCCAGCCCCCUGGCGCAGUCCUCCGUGCAGUCGUACGCCCGAGCGCAGGAAGUUCAGAACAACACGUGUCUCACCCAGUCGCAGGCCAAUCACAGGUACCUAAACUGGGAAACAAGGGCCCACAUCAAGCAGCUGUGUGACACCAUGAGGAAGCAGAUCAUAUCCCGAGCCUUCUAUGGAUGGCUGGCCCACUGCCGCCACCUGAAGACCGUGCGCACGCACCUGUCAGGGCUGGUGCACAACACCAUCGUGGCAGCUGAUGACCCGUGUGAUGCCAGUCAGGGACUCACACAGCAGAAGUGGGAGGAGCUGAAUGUGGAUGGAGUGGUGAAGAAUGCAGGGGAGAUAUACAGACUUGUGUAUUAUGGCGGCAUAUCACAUGAGCUGAGGAAAGACGUGUGGCCCUACCUGUUGGGGCACUACAAGUUUGACAGCCGGCUGGAGGAGCGACAAGCCAGGGAUGCCCAUGUCAGGAAUGAGUACGAGCGGGUCAUGUCCGAGUGGCUGGCCGUGGAGGCCAUUGUCCGACAGAGGGACAAGGAAAUCAUGGCGGCCAACCUCGCCAAGCUCUCCCAGGAGAGCACCGAUGGACAUAUUCCACUUGUGAGAAAAGACUCGAGUUUGAGUAAUGAGGUGUUUGAGUCGUUUGACUCUGAGGAAUAUUCCCACCCUGACACUGUGAUGGAGGAGAGUUCUACAGCAUUGACCACACCGACGCCCGAGCGCAAGCCAAGUAUAGAACUAACGAGGGUCGAUACCAUAGUGCAGACAGACUCGCCGGCCCACCAUCGCAGGGUUAGCUCCCUUGCAGACAGCCCUGACGAUGGGCUGGGUGACUCUAUAGCACGGGGAGGUUCUCUCACUGAUAGGUCAAAAUACGAUUCUGUGGAUUCCGAAGCCACGGACAUUUCGAAGCCUGAGCGUGAGGGUAGUGUGGAGAGGAGUGUUGUAGUGACCAAGUUGUCAGUGGACAGCGCUGUGAUUGAGGAGGAGACAAAUGAUGGGGAGUACUCUCAUUGUCAUCUCAGGGACAAGUUAAGCUCCAUCGGAACGGACGAGCGGUUGACGGAUGCAUUGACUGUAGAGGGCGCCGGUAUGACUUCGGCGUUUGAGCAUGAAACCCUUGAGAGCAGUCGUCACCUGUCGGCGUCCAAGGAGUCCCUCAUAUCCCCUGCCUCUCCUGCUUCCAAUGGUGGCAUCUACUGUCCGGAACUGCUGGACACCGUAGCUCUCAACCUGCACCGCAUCGACAAGGAUGUGCAGCGAUGCGACCGCAACUACUGGUACUUCACCCAUGAGAACCUGGAGAAGCUGAGGAACAUCAUGUGCACGUACGUGUGGCAGCACCUGGAGGUGGGCUACGUGCAGGGCAUGUGUGACCUGGUGGCGCCGCUCCUCGUCAUCCUGGAUGAUGAAGCGUUGACGUACAGCUGCUUCUGUGAGUUGAUGAAGAGGAUGUCCUCUAAUUUCCCCCACGGAGGUGCGAUGGACACCCACUUCGCCAACAUGCGCUCCCUCAUACAGAUCUUGGACUCGGAGCUGUUCGAGCACAUGCACCAACACGGCGACUACACCCACUUCUACUUCUGCUACCGCUGGUUCCUCCUCGACUUCAAGAGAGAGCUGGUGUAUGAGGAUGUGUUUGCGGUGUGGGAGAUCAUCUGGGCAGCCAAACACAUCAGCUCCACUCACUUUGUUCUGUUCAUUGCGCUGGCCCUCGUCCAGUACUACAGAGACAUCAUCCUGGACAACAACAUGGACUUCACCGACAUCAUCAAGUUCUUCAAUGAAAUGGCUGAGAGACAUAACGCUAAGCAGGUGUUGAAGAUCUCCCGGGAGUUAGUGUUACGUCUUCAGACUCUUAUUGAAAACAAGUAGAUCUGCAUCUCGAGACCCACAGCCCCCUGCCAAACAACACUGCCCUGACCUGCAGGUCAAGCAACAGUGCAUAUGCACUUACAUCCUUGUAGUAACUACGCCAUCAAAUGUACGAAUUGAUCACUCUGAUCACUCUGUUGAAAUGAUUAACCUAACAAAUAUAUUGUCAUGCAUAGAUUGACGCAGUUGUUUGAAUGAUACCGUCACUGUUCAUGCAGAGAUACGUUGUUCAGGAUUGGUGAGCCAUUAUUCAUGGCGACAAGUUGAUUUAGCUUCCCAGAUGGGUGAGACAGGUAGAGCUCUACCUCAGAUGUUAAACUGGAAAGUGUUUAACUCGGUAACUACUGUUCCUUAAUGGCUUGACUCGUAUCAAGCAGCUGAAGGGUUUUGAUGGCACCAGUCAAAAUAUCGGGGAGCCUGGAUUGUAUACUGAUGAGUCUUCAACCGCCGACUUCUUACUGGAAUCAAAAGGGUUCGGACUCACAUUCCACAAAGCGAUCUUAGCGCUACGACUAUUGUAAGCCUAUGUUAAAGUAUGGGAGUCAUGAUCACCUUAGCACUAAGAUCGCUUCUGUGUGGAACGGAGCCCAGACCAGUGAUGUGUGAACAUGGUGAAGGCAGCUGAUGUGACUAUCACUUCUUAAUGGUUUGUGUAGUAUGAGAAUUAAAUGGCUGAUCCUGCCCACUGUGAAGGGCAAAUGAUUGACUUUGCCAUAUUCCUUGCGCAGUUUCAGGGAUGUGUGUCCAAGCAGGUGAGGAUGUGGUAACAUGUCCAACCAAGGACAUGGAGCGGAGAUGUUAUGAGGACAUGUGUGGCAGGAAUGUAGGGAAUGAAUCUUAUCGCAAAGAAUGUUUUUUUAAAUCAGAAGUGGAAAUGAUUCAAACAUGCACUAACAUUCCAAUCCAGUCCUUUAAUAACUGACUCGUUUCAACCUGUUUCAAUCUCUGAGGGAUUUAGUAAUCCACUCGGACACGACUUCAUACCGUGGGAUUUUGUCCUCCUGAUGCUCCACAGCACUGUAUAUCUAUUGUUAGUAUCAUAGUGCGUCCACUGGCAUAUCUGCAUUGCCAUCCUAGCCGGGUGAAGCUCUCAUGCUUGUCCUAGCCAGGUGAAGCUCUCAUGCAUGACUUGACUGGGCCAUGCUUUCAUGCAUGGCUUGACUGGGCCCUGCUUUCAUGUAUGACUUGACUGGGCCAUGCUUUCAUGCAUGGCUUGACUGGGCAAUGCUUUCAUGCAUGACGUGACUGGGCCCUGCUUUCAUGCAGGACUUGACUGGGUCCUGCUUUCAUGCAUGACGUGACUGGGCCAUGCUUUCAUGCAUUACUUGACCGGGCCCUGCUUUCAUGCAUGACUUGACCGGGCCCUGCUUUCAUGCAGGACUUGACCGGGCCCUGCUUUCAUGCAUGUUCUAGCCAGCCAGGCAAUUGAGGUGAAGCUCUUGGUCAAGUUGACUUGGGGCAGUCCAGGUUUAGUCCCAGAGGAGAUUCAGGUGUCUGUACAACACUGCAGAUAGUGUUGAAAUUAGACUAGUCAUGUAGAAAUGUAUACUUGUACAUGUUACAAAUGUCAAUGUUUAAAGAUAAAUGUUUCUUGUUAAUAUGACUAGUUGAGCAAGACUUUUUAAUAGUGAGUAGAUUAUUCCUGUGUCUUAAUGCAAAUCAAUUAUGCUAAUUGCAAUUUUAUGUGAUGACUUAGAAAGAGCAACGAGAGGUGCGAACAUUUGUGACAAUGGCAAUAAUGUGUACUUUGAUUGCCUGAGGCUCUCCCCAGUGUAUACUGCAUAUUUACAGGGCAGUUGUUUGAAGGUCUUAUGUGAUAACUGGGUAGUAUUGUGUAAUCCGUUCCUUCAGUUGUGAGAUUGGUAGAGAUGUGCCAAAAUUUAACUGGAUAUUACCCACCCACCCCUCAGUGUUCAAAUGGACUCUACCAAUCGAGUAACCUUAAUACAUGUGUUGCAGGGAUGUUGCAAUGAGAUUAUUUCAUUCUCAUCAAAUAUUACAUCAUGUAUGUACAUAUGCAGCAGAUCUAAUGGUUUGAUUUUUGUUUAAAUUUUUUUUUCUGUAUUUAUCGGAGUGAAACGGUCCAUGAAUAUCAAACUACAUAGUUAUUGGAGGAGAUAUGUCUCACGUUUCAAUCAAUGCUUGUGAAAAAGCUCCAAUUGUUAAGUAGAUGUUACGAGGAUUCAUAAGAGUUGCCUCUCUUAGAUGUACCAGAAUGUGCUGUUCACGGAUUGGAAUGAUGACCCAUGGUCUGUCAUCACUAUAUCGGUGCUAAUUGGAUUCACCAACAUAGUAAACGUCUACGAUCUGUCACAAUAAACUGACGCAUCGUGAUAUAACUGAAAUACUGUUUAAAGCGACGUUCAGCCAAUAUCUCUAACACAGUUCAUAUGUUACCAACUUGAGACCUAUCCAUACAUCCUAUGACCAAAUAUAGGGCAGUGAUCAAUCUGCUGUGUAGAUAAUGUUUUCAAUAGCACUUACAAUGCAUUUACGUUCCAUCCAAAGAAUAACCAUGAUCACACAACAUCUUCAUACGGAUUCCACUUGAAUCGGUCUAUCAGAAAGUAUUGCUUGUAUCACCCAGUUUAUAAAUCAGCUUGUCAGAAAGUAUUGCCUGCAUUAAACAGUUUAUGAAUAAGCUUAUCAGACAGGAUUGCUUGUAUCACACAGUUUAGGAAUCAGCUUGAUGGAAAGUAUUGCUUGUAUCGAACAGUUUAUGAAUCAGCUUGUCAGAAAGUAAUGCUUGUAUCACACAGAUUAUCAAUCAGCUUGUCAGAAAGUAAUGCUUGUAUCACACAGUUUAUCAAUCAGCUUAUCAGAAAGUAUUGCCUGUAUCACACAGUUUAUGAAACCGCUUGUCAGAAAGUAUUGUCUGCAUCAAACAGUUUAUAAAUCAGCUUGUCAGAAAGUAUUGCUUGUAUCACACAGUUUAUGAAUCAGCUUGAUGGAAAGUAUUCUUGUAUCACACAGUUUAGCAAUCAGCUUGUCAGAAAGUAUUGCUUGUAUCACACAGUAUAGGAAUUAGCCUGUCAGAAAGUAUUGCUUGUAUCACACAGUUUAUAAAUCAGCUUGUCAGAAAGUAUUGCUUGUAUCACACACUUUAGGAAUCAGCUUGAUGGAAAGUAUUCUUGUAUCACACACUUUAGGAAUCAGCUUGUCAGAAAGUAUUGCUUGUAUCACACACUUUAAGAAUCAGCUUGAUGGAAAGUAUUCUUGUAUCACACACUUUAGGAAUCAGCUUGAUGGAAAGUAUUCUUGUAUCACACACUUUAGGAAUCAGCUUGAUGGAAAUUAUUCUUGUAUCACACACUUUAGGAAUCAGCUUGAUGGAAAGUAUUCUUGUAUCACCCAGUAUAGGAAUUAGCCUGUCAGAAAGUAUUGCUUGUAUCACGCAAGUAACUGAAUCUGCAUCAUUCACAUGGCAUGUUUCAGAAUGUUAAUGUUCUUGUUUGUUUCCAAUGCAUUUCUUCAGCUGUUGAGAUAACAUGAUAAAGAAAGGUAGGUGACAUGAUGUGUGUCAUGCCUCUCAUUCACCUGUCUCGGUGGUGUGUUUAUAGGAAACAGAGUAUUGUGGAUACUGUUAAGUAAGUUAUUGUUAGACAUAGUAUUGUUUCAAGGUCACACAGAAUGGUACAUUGUAUAUAGAUGUGUAUACCGGUACAUCUACAGCACGUUCAUUAUGUUAAGUUUAUUUUGGCAGAGUUCUGUCUCCAUAUUUCACUGUGUAGAGUUGCAGCCAGGAAACAAUGAUCGGGGAUUCAAACCCCAACUUUGCCCUGAUCACAAUUGGCUUGUCAGCACAAUGCACAUACUCUAGGUUAAACCCAACCUACUCACUUUAUUAGAAUAUACAACACACAUAACGCAACAAUGAUUGUUCUCGAAGAUUUUUUAGAAGAUUUUUGUGCAGCAGUCUUCUUUUAUUUAGAUAUGAAAAAUAAUGGCACCUUGUAAUGUAUAUUAUUCAAAUAAAACAAACUGUUUUGAUGUGUUUUUACUGAAGUAGUGUCAGUGGCCACAGAGAAAUAUAAAUCAUACCCAUUCCUAAUGUCCGCAGCAGACGCAUUCGAUGUAGUAACAUGUGACGUCAGAAUGGGGUCAUGUGACAGGACUGAUUAUCCCGCCGAUUAUCCUCGUGUUUAGUGAACAAAGGUAGCCCAUGUUGCGUAUAUAUGUGUCUGUUGUUUCAUGAACAAUGUCACCACACGUUUAGUUAUCACUUUCUCACCAGUUUGCAUUUGAUUGACCUUGAAAUGUUGACUCUUGAUUCCACGCCAACAUUCCUUUUUAGUUAAUAUGGAUUAUUUAUAGUUUAUUUUCAAAUUUUAAGGUUUUUGUUUUAUUGUACAUCUUUUUCUUAUAUAUCUAUGUAUACAUUUAUUUAUACAUUGAGUUAUGAUUCCCAAGAUAUAUUAACUUGGGGAAAAUGGUGACGUUCUUGUCAUUGUUAUUUUUAAAUCAAAACAUUUGUGAUUAAACCCCAUGUCACCAUUUGCAAAUUUAGACAAAAUAUGCAGUGCUAUGUUCUUACAACUAGUUUUAAUGUCCAGUACCUUCACGACUCCGUGUUAUAUACAGGCUAUUAUGUGUUGUAGAUAGAUCAAUGGCCUAUAUAUUUUACUUCCAGAAUGAAUAUAUAAAUAUAUAUUUUGAACCCUAGAUGUACAUAGAUGUGAUAUAUGUAAUUAUGCUACAAGGUGGUUGUACAGGCUAGAAUCAUGAACACAAUCAUGUAUUUAUUUGUACGAAGCUGUCCCAUGGUGCAGACAGUUGUGUGUUGUCUGGUAGAUCAAGGACAGAGGUAGUACGUGUUAGAGCAAAACUGGCUUUCUGUUGAUGUGAAGCACAAAGAAGAUAGGAAAAUGCUACUGAAAGUUAUGUUGUCUGUUGUUCUAUUCCCUGGUAGUAUUUCUUGUAUGUAGACAUAUGUACAAAUGGAAUUUCAAUUAUCAUUAUCAGAACAGUAAAAGUUUCAGUUAUCUAAUUCUUUUGAAUACUUCGCCUCUAUUACAUAAUAGCCAUAAAUCCCAGUUUGGGCUGUAAUCACUAUGAAAUCUUUAGAUUUUUCAACAUGCAUCCUCCUCGCUGCCAACAUAUCUAGUCAUUUCUAAAUCAUACAGUUUAAUCUUGGUUUUCAGGAAUGGAGUAUUUAGCCAUGAUGGUAUAACGAGGAGUUCAAAUAGUUGGUUCGAUGUUUUGGUUGAUCUGAAGGUGUUAGAAUCAGAAGAUACUGUUAUAUGUUGUUGUAUUUCUGGGUGUUACUGAGUAUUUGAUACCAAGCAUGAUCCACUGGAACAGCCUAUGUAAGCCAGAUGUUUCAAAUGUUCAAAUGUCUGGGCAUUCUGUGCUCAGUAAGACCUGCAUAUCUGAAAACAUGCCUAUUUGCAGUUUUAGAAGGCAGGUAAAGUGAUGUUUGUGUUUUUUUUAGAGAUUAUCUAUUUUUCUAGAUACAUUUAGUCAAUAUCCAAGAGAUAUAAAUUCAUAAUAUUUGUAGGAAGUAUUUAAAUGUCCUAGCAUAAAUACUGAAAUCACACGCUCUGUAAUCAUUUUUACAACAAACCAAUAUUGGGGCGUGGCUAAAGAUAACGGGGCAGCGGUGACAACUGUUUCUUUGGCUGAUAGGUGUGCCGCGUUUGUGACUCUUUGCUGUUAUACAUAGACUAGUCUGCUAUUUCUGUUAAUCCUACAAAAAUAACAAGAUUGUAUACGUUGUUGGAUGUGUAAAACGAGCAUUGAUCUUGACAUUGAAUAAUUAAUAUAACAUUAAGCAAUCAGUAACUAGUAUUCAGUAACUCACAUCCUGUUUGGGUACUAAAACACCAGCUUCCUGCGGUGCUAUUCCACACAAUAAAUGACUGUCAGGGAUUAAUACAAGAUGAGGACAUCAUUAAACAAUAGGGGACUUCAUUAAACAUUGGGGGACAUCAUAUGGUUCCAGGACAACAGAACCAAGAAAAACUGAAAAUAAUAACUGAAGCUAAGGCCCAAUAUUACUUGAACUUUCACUUGGAGACGACACUCUGUGUAACUGUUCUGGAAGUAAGUGGCUGGAUCUGGCUGUGGUAUGUGCAGUACCCCACGAGUACAGCUUCUGUGGUAUAUCCCCAGUUAUCUAGCAGAAUGAAUUAAGGUCCUCACAAUAAUUACUCCCAAAAAUAUUUUCAGUAUUUUGGCAUAUUGACCAAUAAAUGUCCAUAAAGAAAGAAGAAAGAACGAAAUUUCAUUAUUAUGCUGCUUAAAUGAAAUAAAAACAAAAUGUCAAAUGUUUGUGAGUAAACCAGGGCAUAGUAAUUGAGUCUUACCAAUGUGAAACUCUGUGAAGAUCCAAAACUCAAGACUAUAAGCAUUUUUGAUGCGUUGGAAAAGUAAGGUUUGGCUUAAAGUAAGGAUUAAAGAUUACAUUUUGAAUGAGGUGGAUGAGUUUGUAGUUAACAGAAACUAUUGUCAGUAAGGAUUGUUCUGUUUCUAUUGUGGGGGCACGGGUGGCCCAGUCGUCUAAGGCGACGAGAUUUGCUGUGCAGAGUUUUGUCCUUGGGCAUGCCAGAAACCUAUGAUUGUGGGUUCAAAUCCCGGUUUGCCCCGAUUAUGUUUCUAGGUCUGUCAGCACCAUACCUGUGCUUGUGGGUUUCACUGAAGUGGUAAACGUCUGAGACCUGCAUCACUUGGGGCUUUCCUCCCACAUUAAGCUGACACGCCGUGAAUAACUGGAAAUCUGUUAAAGCGUCGUUAAACCCAACUCACUCACUCACUGUUUUUGUUGCAAGGUAGGUAUAACCUAUGUCUGGUUUGACCACAGCACAUCCCCACUCCAACAGGAGACUCACUUGCACAUGUGUUGGCAUGUGCUUAUGUUUUAGGUAUUCAAGGGUAGUGGGUAGCCAAGUUGUUCAAGUGUUAGCUCAGAGACCUGGUUUGGUUCCCAAUGUGGGUACAGUAUGUGAAGGACAUUACUUGUCAGCCUCUGCUGAUGUGACAGACAUGUUGCAGUGUACAACCUCUUCACUUUGCGUAUUCUAAUGGUUAACUCCUAAUUAAUGUUACAUGUUUGGAUAUAAGUACUUAUUUAAGCUCAUGUUGAACCAUCACCAUCUGGUUCUAUGUUUGUUUGACCAGCAGUUUUUCGACUUCUACUAAUAGUAGAAGUAAAGGUCAUGUUGGUAGAACUUUGUUGAUCCUUGUGUCAGUUACUUUGUGAUCCGUUAAGAUCGGGGGUAGAAUAGGUCUUCAGCAACCCAUGCUUGUGACUAUGCUUGUCGUAAGAGGCUACGAACGGGCUCGCUGACUUGGAUGAUGCAUGUUAUCAUAUCCCAAUUGCGUGGAUAGAUGCUCAUGAUGUCAAUUACUGGAUUGUCUAGCCCAGACUUGCUAAUUACCGACCGUUCUCAUAUUGCGUGAAUAUUGCUGUGUGCGGUGUUAAACAAGAAACAAACAGUUACUUUGUAUGUAAUUUGAAACCAAGGCUUAUCAAUCAAGACUCUCUGCUGAUGGUCAAGACAUUGACAAUGGCCAGAUGAGGAUGGUUUCAUUUAUGCUCUUGUACUUUCCACAAUUACUCUCAAAUGGGGGGAAUCUGUUUCUUGUUUUAGCUCUUAUUGGAUUCAAUUCUGUCUCAAGUCAUUGAUUUUGUCAUAAACAAAGAACAUUUGUUUCAGAAGUUCUUUAUGAUAUCUCUACAGCCUUGCAGUCAUUGACUAUUGUGCCACUUAUUUGUGCUCAUUAUAUCAAUCACCAGUUUGCCUGGACUUGAUUUCUAACAAGCUCCAUGAAAUAGCUACAUGUUCCCGAUUGCUGUUUAAAAUAACAAACAUAUAGCAUGUAAGUGCAAUCCAGGAGUGAAACGGGGCGGUUUGGUAGCCUACUGGUUAAAGCGUUCGCUCGCCACGCCGAAGACCUCGGUUCGAUUCCCGACAUGGGUACAAUGUGUGAAGCCCAUUUCUGGUGUCCCCUGCCUGAUAUUGCUGGAAUAUUGCUAAAAGCGGCAUAAAACCAUACACACACACCAACUCCAAGAAGUGAAACUUUAAAUAGAUUAUAAAUGUAGAAGAAAUGCUGGUAUAUGUACUUAGUAGACCAAUGAAGUAAGAUUAUUUUUAUGGUUAUCCCUUGUCUGGAAGAUAUAACAAUAUUUAUUUAACUUUGAGUGCUGUGAUAUAUUGCUAUGAUGACGUCAGAGGGUUGUCCAGAUCUGGAGGAAGGACAAGGAAGACAAUGAUAGUGCCGAUGACAUCGUUGAACAUUGUAUGUGAUGUACUUAAGCACCUUGCAGAGAAGUGUACACCAUGUACUGUGAUCAUAUGUGAAAUUGUCGUGUUCAUUUGUUGUUUUGUUAUUUUGUGAAAUAUGUCAAUAAAUAUAUGAGUAAGA
Molecule: messenger RNA, 11996 nt
Organism: Haliotis rufescens (red abalone)
Lineage: Eukaryota; Metazoa; Mollusca; Gastropoda; Lepetellida; Haliotidae
Product: small G protein signaling modulator 1-like
Exons: 24
Coding region: 324-3629 (1101 amino acids)
Biological process (GO): activation of GTPase activity
Molecular function (GO): GTPase activator activity
Source: RefSeq, a predicted model, not a curated record